AUGAAUCGAUACUAUUCAGAUUCGGAUGAUGCAUAUUAUGUUACUCGUCCACAAUCGGAUAAUAUACAUGCAUCUGGUUGGCAAUCACCAUUACCAACAACUGAUGGAAUAUCAUCACCAUCAUCAUCAAUAACACGUAUUGUUGUUGAAUGUCCAUUUGGAUCAAAAAAAUGUAAUUAUUCAAUUGAUAAAUCACAACGUGGUCGUUUAAUUGUUACUGUACGUCGUCGACAUACAUUUAAAUCUGAUUAUUUUUCAUUAAAUAAUAAAAAUAAUAUAGCUAUUCAAACAUUUACUAUUCCAUAUGAUGCUGAUAUUGAUCAUUUAAAAUCUUAUGUUGAACGAUAUACAAAUCGUUUAAUUAUUGAAAUUCCUCGUUUAUCUUCAUCAUAUAUAAAUAAUAAUCAUACAUAUAGACAUUUAAUUCAUUCACCUAAUAUAUUAACAUCAUCAAUAGGUGCUUCUCAAUUAAUAUAUGAUGAUAUUAAACCUAAUAGAAAAUUUUUUCAUAAUAAUGAAAAAUUAGAAUAUCUUAUUGAUUGUCAUGGUUAUACAGCUGAUGAACUUGAUGUAUUUAUUCAAGAUCAAAAUUUAAUUGUUCAUGGUCAAACUAAACAAAUAAGAUCAGAUGAUCCAACACAAGAAAAUAUAUUAAAAAAAUUUUCACGUAAAAUUUCAUUACCAUAUACAGUUGAUUUAUCAAAAGUUAUAUCAUAUUUAAAAAAUGGUCAAUUACGAAUUGAAGCACCACUUAAACGUGAAUUUUAUUCUAAUAAUACUGAAAUUCUUUUACCUGAAUCUCAAUUAACAACAAUACCAAAUAGAACAUUUGUUGAAUAUAAUCGAAUUCAAUCACCUAUUUCAAGUAAUCGACAACAUGAAUAUGUAAAUCAUCGUCGAAAAUAUGAUCGUAAUAAUAUUCAUCGACCAUCAAGUCCAAUGCGACGAGUAUAUUCAACUGAAUAUCUUAAUUAUCCACUUUAUAGAUCAUCGGAAGAUAUGAAUAAUGAUGGUGAUGAUGAAGAUGAUUCAAGACAAGGUCAACAUCGACAAACAGUUAAUUAUGAACGUUAUAUUACACGUCGACAUGGUACAAGACAACCACCAAUAUAUAGAUCUACAUAUUCACCAACAAAUCAUAUUGUUAGAACUACAACACAUCGUAAUUAUCCAAUGGAUGAAAAUAUGUAUUAUAGGUAUUAA
Rotaria sp. Silwood1 is the source of this 1203-nucleotide messenger RNA. The record is from the annotation of a GenBank genome assembly. NCBI's taxonomy places the organism in Eukaryota, Metazoa, Rotifera, Eurotatoria, Philodinida, Philodinidae.